Molecule: messenger RNA, 1061 nt
Organism: Micropterus dolomieu (smallmouth bass)
Lineage: Eukaryota; Metazoa; Chordata; Actinopteri; Centrarchiformes; Centrarchidae
Product: trafficking protein particle complex subunit 11-like
Exons: 6
Coding region: 77-739 (220 amino acids)
Source: RefSeq, a predicted model, not a curated record
UUCUUAUCUGUGCUUCUCUGUGUGUUUGCAGUUUGAGCCACAGGACCGGAUAGCGGUGGACAUCCCUUUCCUGUUGAUGACAGACAUCCUCUCUUCGUCUCCCUGGCCUCUUCUGCUGGCCGCCUCCUCUCUGCAGCUGCUUACUAUGAUCAGCAACACACCACAGCUUCAGUCACAGCUGCAGGACGUGGUUCUGCAGACAGGUGAGUGUGCCAGUGAGUGUUUCUGUCUCCGGUGUCCACCGCUGACCAACAGCAAUAGCACUGUAGCUACAGGACAGUACCUGAUAUCAUGGAGGAGAGAGUCCUCCAGUGCAGACAGUCCUCUCAUCCAAACUACAGUCACUCUACCUCACAUCAUCCUGGAGUUUGUUCCUCUCUACAUCCACGCCGACUUACCAUCAUUUGGGCGAGUCAGAGAGUCUCUUUCAGUUCGUUACCACAUAGAGAACAGAACAGCUCUGGUGCAGGAGGUGGAGAUGGCUGUGGAACCUUCUGAUGCCUUCAUGUUCUCUGGACUCAAACAGGUGCGGCUGCGUAUCCUUCCUGGCUCAGAGCAACAGAUGCUGUAUAACUAUUACCCACUGAUGGCUGGUUACCAAACACUACCACAGCUCAGCAUCAGCCUUCCUCGCUGCCCGAACACCAACACACACACACUGAGACGCUUCCUGCCCCAACGCAUAUUUGUCAAGCCUCAGGGUCGACAGCUGGAUGAUGCCUCCAUUGCUGCAGCUUGAGAAGAACAUACAAACUGUUCAGUGUUAUUAGAAGAACAUACCAACAUCGUGCUGUUCUAGAUGAUUCCUUACAGAUGACUAUAUUAACACUAUUUGUUUCACAUUGUUCUGUAAAAAUUCACAAUGAAAACUGUUAACCACACAUUAGGAGACCCUGCUGUUUCUUUUCAGAGUGAAUGUGAUUACAGGUUGAGCGUGACAGACGGCUGGUGAAUGAAUUGAUCCACUGAUGUUCAUUUAACAGUGAAAAUGAUGUAUGAAUCUGAUGUGAACUAAAUGGAAAUUAAUGAAAUUUUAAUUAAAUUGAAGUAAUGUAAACUAA